Amphibalanus amphitrite is the source of this 1455-nucleotide messenger RNA. RefSeq names its product eukaryotic translation initiation factor 3 subunit H-like (gene eIF3h). Gene Ontology annotation, molecular function: metallopeptidase activity; translation initiation factor activity; protein binding. The coding region runs from base 316 to 1311 and encodes 331 amino acids. The record is from RefSeq and is a predicted model, not a curated record. Gene Ontology annotation, cellular component: eukaryotic 43S preinitiation complex; cytoplasm; cytosol. Lineage: Eukaryota; Metazoa; Arthropoda; Thecostraca; Balanomorpha; Balanidae. The transcript has 7 exons.
GGGUAGGCAGAAAUGACGCACCAACCCGGCUCAUAAAUUUGUGUUCUUUGUUUCUCAAAUAACUGCCAGUCACAUAGCAACCUGCUGCAGCAGUUGAAUAAACGUUUUUUGGCGGCGAGUUGCUAGGCAAUGUGAAAUUAUACACCAAUCAAUAAGCAUCUGAUACCAUUAAGAACACAUGGCCUUAGCUUGGCUGGCUUACACUGAUUGCAUUGCAGCGUGCGCACGAGGGUCAACCUUUUCCCAUUUUUCAACAUAUUGGGCCAUCUGGUUGGAAGAAUCGCCGUAUAAAAGACAAUUUAAGAAGCACUAACAAUGGCUUCUAGGUCAAGGAAAGGAGGAGAUAAUGAUUCUCAAAUCACCCACGUCCAAAUAGAUGGUCUGGCCAUGAUGAAGAUCAUCAAGCACUGCCACCAGGAUGCUUCUACCCCUGCCGAUGAUGCCCAGGGUGUGCUGCUUGGCCUCAUCAUGGAGAACAAGCUGGAGGUGACCAACUGCUUCCCGUUCCCCAGGAGCAUCGACGGUGUAGAUGAUGACCGUUACCAGCUGGACAUGAUGCGCCUGCUGCGGCCGGUGAACGUCGACUACCUGUCGGUGGGCUGGUACCAGAGCGCCUCCAGCGGCAACUACAUCAGCCGGCAGCUGCUCGAGUCGCAGCAACAGUACCAGGAGUCCAUCGAGGAGUCGUUCGUCAUCAUCUACGACCCGGUGAAGACGGCGGCCGGCGCGCUGUCGCUCAAGGCCUACCGGCUCACUAAGCAGGCCAUGGAACUGGUUAAGGACAAGGGCUACUUCAACUUCGACAUGCUGCGCAACCUCAAAGUCGGCCACGAGAACAUGUUCCAGGAACUGAAGGUGGUGAUUCGGAACUCCCACCUGGUAAACGCCCUGCUCUCCGAGCUCAGCGAGGUCUUCCCGGAGACACUCAACCUCGAGGCCAUGGACCUCGGCACAGCUCCGGUGUUGCAGCGUCACCUGCGCAGCAUCAUGGACUGCACGGACGAGAUGUCGCAGUUCCACCAGUUCCAGAAGCAGACCGUCAAACAGCAGCUCGAGAAGACACGCUACCAGCAGCGACGGAACGUGGAGAACGCAGCGCGGAAGGCGCGGGGCGAGCCGCCGCUGCCCGACGAGGACUUCAACUUCAAGCCGAUCCAGCCGCCGCGCGACCUCGAGCCGGGCGUUAUCGUCGGCGGCCAGAUGGCCAUCUACUGCCAGCAGAUCAACAACUUCUGCUCGCAGGCGCUGGCCAAACUGUUCCUGGUCGACUCGCUGCACCAAAACUCACCGCAGCGGCCACUCGGUCAGUAGUGGCGCCGCCGCGCGGAGAAAUGUGCAACUACAGUUUGUGCUAUCGACGCCCGAUGGAGCCACGUGGGUAAAUGCGUGGAACGGGUGUCUGCCAGGUUUUUCAUCCAAUGUGUAGGCGAUUCCAAAAUACAGGUGGUCCGGUUA